Molecule: messenger RNA, 1916 nt
Organism: Sinocyclocheilus anshuiensis
Lineage: Eukaryota; Metazoa; Chordata; Actinopteri; Cypriniformes; Cyprinidae
Product: D(1)-like dopamine receptor
Exons: 2
Coding region: 576-1916 (446 amino acids)
Biological process (GO): adenylate cyclase-activating adrenergic receptor signaling pathway; G protein-coupled dopamine receptor signaling pathway; vasodilation
Cellular component (GO): plasma membrane
Molecular function (GO): G protein-coupled receptor activity; dopamine neurotransmitter receptor activity, coupled via Gs
Source: RefSeq, a predicted model, not a curated record
CGCAACGCAGAGGGGAAUGAAAGACUUUGUUUGUUAUCGGUUAAGUGAAGCCUUUUGGCAAAGCACUUGAGAAAAGGAGCGGAGAAAUCUUCAAAUGCGCACCUCUUGCGGUUUCUCAAACGAACUGUCACCCGCUCUCUCUCUCUGGACGGAGAGUCAGCUUUGGGAACAACAUGACACGGACGCGCUUCUGCUGUCAUUAACGGGGACAAAUCAGAGCAACGCAGCGGCAAUCCGAUCAAUAGACUGUCGAUAAGCUCAUAUAUAAGGCUAAUCAUCACGCCUGCCUAUGUUUGCUUAACCUGUUUAGGAGAGUAUGCUGUGGGACGAUGAACAAACUGCUGACAAGUCAUAUUAUGUUCAUUGGGAAGAUCUGUGGGAGUUCAUGGAUCUAUUUUUGAGCUCCUCAAGAGAUUUUUACAUUUAAAUUAUGAUAUGUGUUUUGCAAGAUGACUGCUACAGUCAGCAUAGCGUCAGACAAACCAGAUCAACUAGUUGCUCCGAUUCCUGUGUAAGCACUCUCGGUUUGGUGUGGAAUUAUGGGGUGACUGCUCAAUCGACUCGGUGAAGAAGCUAUGGAUGUGAACUACUCCACGGUCCUGGACAGCAGUGUGUCACAGCGCGAUUCGUCGAAGCGAGUUCUGACUGGUUGUUUCCUCUCGCUCCUCAUCCUGACCACCCUGCUGGGCAACACUUUGGUCUGCGCUGCGGUCACAAAGUUUCGCCACCUGCGCUCAAAAGUCACCAACUUCUUUGUUAUAUCGCUGGCUAUUUCUGACUUGCUGGUGGCCAUUUUGGUGAUGCCAUGGAAAGCGGCCACCGAGAUUGUAGGGUUUUGGCCGUUUGGCGCCUUCUGCGAUGUCUGGGUGGCCUUUGACAUCAUGUGUUCCACCGCCUCCAUCUUGAAUCUGUGCGUCAUCAGUGUGGACCGCUACUGGGCCAUUUCUAGCCCAUUCCGCUACGAGCGCAAGAUGACGCCCAAGGUGGCGUUCAUCAUGAUAAGUGUGGCGUGGACACUGUCCAUCCUUAUCUCCUUCAUCCCCGUGCAGCUAAACUGGCACAAAGCCCAGGUGACCAUUUACACGGAGCUGAACGGCACCUACGGUGAGCUUCCCCCAGACAACUGCGACUCCAGCCUUAAUCGGACAUAUGCCAUCUCCUCCUCCCUGAUCAGUUUUUACAUACCUGUGGCCAUUAUGCUGGUCACUUACACCCGCAUCUACCGCAUUGCCCAGAAGCAGAUACGCCGGAUCUCGGCACUCGAAAGAGCGGCCGAAAGCGCCAAGAACCGCCACAGUAGCAUGGGUAACAACGGCAGUAUGGAGUCUGAAAGUUCCUUCAAGAUGUCCUUCAAGCGUGAAACCAAAGUUCUCAAGACCCUCUCGGUCAUCAUGGGCGUUUUCGUGUGCUGCUGGCUGCCCUUCUUCGUCUUGAACUGCAUGGUUCCUUUCUGUAACCCCGACGAGAGCUCUGACUUCUUCUGCAUCAGUUCUACCACCUUCGAUGUCUUUGUCUGGUUCGGUUGGGCCAACUCCUCACUCAACCCUAUCAUCUAUGCCUUCAAUGCUGACUUCCGAAAGGCAUUCUCCAUCCUGCUGGGCUGCCAUCGACUCUGCCCAGGCAGCAACGCUAUAGAGAUUGUGAGUAUCAACAACAAUGGUGGCCCUCCGUCUACUUCUCAGUAUCAGCCUAAGGGCCACAUCCCCAAGGAGGGCAACAACAGCAACUAUGUGAUCCCUCACAGUAUCCUCUGCCAGGAGGAGGAGAACCAGAAGAGGGAGGACGACUCUGGUAUAAAGACCUUUGAGAAACUGUCACCUUCCAUGUCAGGCAAUUUGGAUAGCGAUGCAGAUGUCUCGCUAGAAAAGAUAAACCCCAUAACACAAAAAGGGCAGCAAAAAUCCAUAACCUGCUGA